AUGUUUGCAAGACUGUGUCCUUGUGCAGGAAACAGAAGCACCGACCAGGAGGACUGGGGCAGGAAGACAGAAUUAACUGAGUGGCAGCACUGGAUUAGGCCUGGGCAUCCAGAAACUGCCCGCAAGAAGUGGAGGCCAGUGGGAGACACACAAGUGUCUACAAGGCGAGGUGACAGAGCUCUCCGAAGGAUGGAGAAGGGGCUGUGGCGGCUGGCCCAGUGGAAAAGUACCUCAACCAUGAUUCAUCAGGAUGGCAGCUGGCUUGGCAAGGGGAUAGCACCUUUGUCACCACGUCAUGUCUCUGUACUCUACGUGCUGCACCUACACCCAGGACCGACGGUAACUGAGGUGGAGGGGAAAGGAGGGCCUGAGAUGGCAAGUCUGUCCUCCUCGGUGGUUUCUGUGUCCUUCAUUUCCACCCACGAGAGUCUGCUGGACACUGGAGUUGGUGGAGAAGGAGCCAGUGACAGGCAGAGGAGCAAACUGUCUUUAUCACACUCCAAGAUCCCAGCUGCUAAAAUCCACCCUGAGCUCUACUUACCAGCCUUCUUCUCUCUUGCUGGAACCUCCUCUGUACUCGACCAGCAGCCUUAG
Molecule: messenger RNA, 594 nt
Organism: Macaca mulatta (Rhesus monkey)
Lineage: Eukaryota; Metazoa; Chordata; Mammalia; Primates; Cercopithecidae
Source: RefSeq, a predicted model, not a curated record